GGUUGAGAGAACUUAGUCUGGCCGCGACUUUCGAUCGAGAACAAUGGUAGUGCAGAGCAGCUAGCAGAGUUUGCCGAAAUCCGCUAAGCCAAGCAAAUAAAUGCACUAAUCAUUCAUCAGUAUUCGGCCAGUACGCAUCGUUUUAACGACUUUGAAAACUAGUUUGAGCAUAAAUUAAAUACAAACAAACACGAAAACAACAACAGAAUAAAGAUGACAACGGAUACGGCGAAGGGCGUCAUAAACAAUGGCUACGAACUGGAUCAUAGGGAACUGGAGAUACCAAAUUCGGAACCAUUCAAGGAAAUUCCACGCGAAGACCGUAACUUGCCGCAACAGGGAGAAGAUGGAAAGGGAUUCUUCUACAACAAUCCGAAAAUGGGACGCAUCGUGAAGAUUUCAGUAUACAUUCUAUUACACGUUGUGGUCGUGGGCUACUUCUCGUAUGCCACUUAUCACUAUAAUGACAUCACUAAUUACGAGUGCAAUUGGAGCUCAGAUAAUCCUCUUUGUGGCAUCAAUUUCUGCUCUGGCUAUGGUAUGCUCUUACUCCUGCUGGUAUUCGUGUACUUUGGUCUGUUCUACUACUUUAUAUUCAAGCCCAAAGUGGGAAUCUGGCUACACAGGGAGUACCUAAAGCCGGCUGCCCAAAAGUGGCACAACUUUAGCAGAACCAGAGCUGUCUCGCUGGCCAGCAUAGCCUUGUUACUGGUCUUCCUAGCCAUCUUCCUGUACUUCGAGACUAAGGACGAACCGCAGAAGCUGGUGUCGAUGGUAGCCCCCUGCUUCUUCAUCCUGUGUGGCUAUUGCUUUUCCACAAAACGCAGUGCUAUCAAGUGGCGCGUAGUGAUCACAGGAAUCACGUGCCAAUUCCUGCUGGGCAUAAUCUGCAUUCGCUGGGAGGUGGGACGCAAUAUCUUCGAUUGUCUGGGCAAGAAAGUCGCAACGUUCCUCGACUACGCCAAAGAUGGGGCCCAGUUUGUCUUCGGCGACUUCCUGAUUCAAACCGAAGUCUUUGCCUUCGCCAUUCUUCCCGUGAUUUUCUUCUUCAGCUUUUUCAUCUCCAUUUUGUACUACAUGGGCGCUAUGCAGUGGGUGGUGGUCAAGCUGGGUUGGAUACUGCAGCAGUUACUUGGCACAACCGUCUGCGAAAGCGUGACCGCCGCGGCUAACAUCUUCCUGGGCAUGUCCGAGAGUCCCCUGCUCAUCCGGCCCUAUAUCAACAAGCUGACUAAGAGUGAAAUACACAGCAUAAUGGUCUCCGGAUUUGCGACAGUCUCCGGCACAGUGCUGGCUGCCUAUUUGUCCUUCGGGGCAUCUGCGGCGCAUUUAAUUACCUCCUCAGUAAUGGCUGCCCCAGCCACUCUGGCAAUCUCCAAACUCUAUAUGCCGGAGACCGAAGAGAGUCAGACCACAUCGGAGUCCAUUGAGCUGGAGAAAUCCCAGGACUCGUCCUUACUCGAUGCUGCGUCCAGCGGUGCCAGCAAUGCCGUGCCCAUUGUCCUGGGUAUCAUUGCCAAUAUCGUGGCUUUUGUAGCCUUCGUCGCCUUCCUCAACGGCAUAGUCAAUUGGCUUGGAUAUCUGGUGGGCGUCGAUGAUAUCGACUUUGAGUGGAUAUUCUCAAAGCUGUUCAUUCCGCUCGUCUGGGCCAUGGGCGUGCCGAGCCAGGACUGUAAUCUCGUUGCUAAGGUCGUGGCCACAAAGACUAUAAUCAACGAGUUUGUGGCCUACGAACGACUGGGCGCAUACAUAGUAGCGGGCGACAUCACAGCUCGCAGCGGAGGAAUCGCCACGUUUGCCAUCUGCGGCUUUGCCAAUCCCAGCUCCCUGGGCAUCCUCAUUGGCUCUCUGAGUGUCAUGGCCCCGCAUCGACGCUCAACCAUCACCGCGGUGGCCUUCAGAGCCUUUGUCGUGGGCAGCAUUGUGUGCUUUGUGUCGGCCAGUUUUGCAGGCAUACUUCUACAAGAAGGCGACGAAAGAGCGAACUACGACAGGAUCAUACAGAAAUUGGCUAGCAGAAAUGCCACGCACGUCUAGGAAUACACAGGUUUAAAUCUUAAAUCUUUAUAGGCAGCUUAUCAUCUUAAGAAUAAUAAAAAAAAACCUGUUAUUUAUUAAACCAAA
Messenger RNA from Drosophila pseudoobscura, 2124 nucleotides. RefSeq names its product Concentrative nucleoside transporter 2 (gene CNT2). Lineage: Eukaryota; Metazoa; Arthropoda; Insecta; Diptera; Drosophilidae. Gene Ontology annotation, molecular function: nucleoside:sodium symporter activity. Gene Ontology annotation, cellular component: plasma membrane. Bases 214 to 2037 code for a protein of 607 amino acids. The record is from RefSeq and is a predicted model, not a curated record. The transcript has 8 exons. Gene Ontology annotation, biological process: nucleoside transmembrane transport.